Amoebophrya sp. A120 is the source of this 3508-nucleotide messenger RNA. The record is from the annotation of a GenBank genome assembly. Lineage: Eukaryota; Dinophyceae; Syndiniales; Amoebophryaceae.
AAUUUGUUACGACGAAGUUUGAUACGAACCCUUGAUUGAUUGAUACCGAUUUAUGUUUAUCAUCCCAUUUGCAUAAUUUGCACGACGACCCUGAAGAACUGUGACUAACAUGUAGCCAACAUCUCUACAACUCUGUGCAAGAAGAAUCGUAGGUAGCACUUAUAAUUCGUCGUCCCAGCUAGGUGGAAACUGCUUUAGUACUCGACAUCAAAAAACAUGUCAGCAUAAAACUACAGAUCGCAACGAGGAGUUGUGCAGGGACAUCGUGCAGAAUUAAUUUUCAGAACAACGUUCAAUCAUGCUCAGUUCCACACCGAAUACGAAGCGCCGCCCUCUCGUCGUCACCGCCGCUCUCGCGGUUGUGGCAGACGUCGUGAGUUUUCAACAACAUGUGCUGCAGUCCGCGGCCGUCGCUUUGUCCUCCUCGUCCUCCUCGACACUGGUAAGGAUCAAGACGAGCAUGAGCAGCAGAAAAAGUGUAGUACCUGCGGCUGGAUCCAGCAUCCGUGGAAGUAGAAGGACAACAAGAAAUAAAACUCCGCCGUCGCUGCUGCAAAGGUAUUUUUACGCGAAGAAACAUCAUUCCUCGUCGUUGUUGCCCAGGACGAGUCGGGGGCCCUACGAUUUGGGGAAGAUGACUUCUACCCCCGGCCAGUUUUUGUCCGUGAAGGAGAACAAGAACUACAGCAGGGGUCAGAGGAUGUCGACUACCACUUUGCUGUCGACAAGCGACUCUUCAUUUCCGGGUACGAAGGCGAGCGACGAGAGCACGGAAGCGGUCGUCCGUGCCGUUUUUGCUACCGGAGGCGCUAGCUGUGCUAUCUCCAAAGCUAAAAACGAUUCUGAAAAAUACCCGGCAUGUGUAGAAGAGUUGGAGAGUGCAAUAAAGUCGGAGUUGGCUGAACAACCGGGCAUUGACACGCCUGGGAUGGGGGCUAAGAUCAAAGAUCUUGUCGAUGCUCGUAUUACUCAAUGUGAGUACUCUUGCGACCCCAACGCGAAAUUUGGCGACGAAGACAAUCCCAAUAUGGAAGAAGUCAACGCGUACGUGCUAGCGGUGAACGACGUGGCUCUGCUCCUGGACGAGGCUAAAGCGGCUUCGACUACGGUGGCCCCAACUCCCCCAGCGACGCUGGCCUUGUUUUAUCCCAGGGACGAAAAGAAGUUCCCCACGUCCACCCAGGGUUUACUUACAGAGGUCAUGCAACGAUCAAAGUCAUCGUGUCCUUGUUGCAAGUGCAACCUGGAGGCACUGCUGCAUUCCAUUGGUUCAACGCGAAAACUGUAGGCUCUCAUGGCAGUGAGACGAGGAACUCGGUUUUGCUUUUGCGGAUUUUCGCUUCUUAUUACUUGUGUCGUGUAUUAUUAAAGUACAACUAACUUCUACAACAACAACAGGAAAGCCGCUGCAGAGAAACAUUAUGAAUACAACUCUUGCGACUGACCGAGUAAUUAAUAGGGAGGCUAUAAUUCGAAUAGGAUUAUUCUUGGCGACUCCAUUUGUCGCGGCUGAUUGCAAUCGCGGCUCCUUUCGCGGCUUUGUAAUAAAGUCGCAGAGGUGAAGUGAUUUAGAUUCAAUCGAAAAGAAAAUAUAAUAUGCGCUUGUGCUUGCUCGGAGUCGGUGUCGGAGUCCUCUGGGUGGACCAUUUUUGUUCUUUUCCAUAGCGCUGCCGAGAUGACAGCGGCGGAUCUGCUCAAGAUGAAAGACGCAGAAGCCUCGGUGUUGACAACCGAAGUAACUGAAGCUUUGAACGCUAUUGUGGGCCAAAACUACGGUGGUGUAAACGAUGACCAGGUUGAAAUCACCGAGACGAUUGUGACUGCUGUUGACACGGAUGUUAUUGUUGCUGCAGUGAAGAAAGCGGAAUCAACUGCAGAGUCCAUUCAAAAGGCGAUCACGGACGCCGUCACGAAGGCCAUUGCGGAAGAUGCCGCCGGUACUAGUACUCCUGCUGCUGCUGGCACUUUCCAAGCGACUGCGACGGAGGAGAGCACGAAGGCGGUACAAGCUGCCGUGGACAGUCUCGGAGGUGGCGCUAGUACACCUUCUGCGGACCACAUCGUGGACUUGAUCAAGACGGCUCUGACCAGCGGGGGCGCGGGUACUAUCGGCAAUGACGCGUUGACCGCUGCGGCCGAUGAGCUCCAGGCUCUGGCAGCUCUUGUUGCCGCCGAAAUCACCUCGGGCGAUAAAUACGCGAAGGCGGUCGAUGACUUGGCGAAGCGCGUGGACGAGGCGAAAAAAGAAGCGGCGGAAGCUCGUAUCCUCAGUAGAAACGUGCGCUCCAUUCGAUAUGUGUCAUGUACUUAGGUUUGCAUGUCAUUGUCGUGCCCGGAUGUCUCUCAUGCGCAGUGGUCCCGUGAGGUAGAGUAUCAUGCUCUAUUUUUAGCAGGAUGAGAUAAGGGCCAAGAACACCACUAGGGCGCAGCUUUUAUAACGAGCCAAGCCCGAACGGCGCGUUCCGCCGCGUCGAAAAUCUUGAGGUGCUUCUGGAUUAUUUAGCACCAGGUCGUUUCCAAACAUCUUGACUGUGGGGUCGGGACGUAGUUUUUACACUGGAUACUAGCGGUGCUGGGGGGUGGCGCCGCGCAAAACGACGCGAACGUGACCACCACAAGCCCGUCCGCACCCUCCGCCACAGAUGGUUCUUGCUAGGCGGGACAACAAAACAAGAAGUAGAACCGAGUAGAAGAAUGCGGAAAAUAAAGGAAGUAGAAAACGCCGGAGGUGCGUGUUCGUUGAAUUUCCGCAAAAUUCAAAAGUACCCGAUAAACAUCCCGUUUUGUUCUAGAAGAAGUACUGCUGCAGGGCGUCCCAAAAAUUUUUAGCAUUGUAGGUAGCAUUUCCAUGAUUUUCUGUCAUUUGUUCCCAAUUUGUGUUUUAGCAUUGUAGGUAGCGUAGUCUUCCUGGCUGCUCAUCAAGAUUUCAAUCUCAUCUGUUUCGUACUUACUACAUAGCACUCAUCAGAAGACCUACUGUCACUCCAGGAGUCCGUUCUCAUCUCAGGUUGUGCAAUCGACAUAUAGAAAAGAUAUCACGAAAUAAACGCGGCAUCUGUGAUUUAACCUCGGCAUGAUCUGUGAGUGCGGCAUCCGUGCCGGACGUCCCCCUUGUGAUAGUACCAUACUAACAUUUUAUCAAGAUUUUAAUUCCUGGCUUGCAUUAUCUUCAUGUUAUGAUUUUGUUUUUGACUUCUCUUCCAUUUUCGGCAUACUAUACUCAUACUCCUAUCGAAUUCGAAUGCAUUGAGUAUUCCCCCCCGCCUUGUUCGUCCUCGUGACCCUUGUUUCCUCUUUGCCUGUGGCUCCUUCCUGACUCUGGAUGGAUCAUGUCGUGUGUAGUUGUUCAGAAAGUCAUUCUUGUUCACCUCUCGUUCGAUGGAAGCAAGUACGACAAGCACUAGAUUGUUUUACUUAUUCACCCGCUACAUCCUCGUCAGUCUCUGUCUCAGUCAUCGUACGGCCACAUUUCUACUGCAAGCAGCUUUUCGUUCGCCCUCUAUCUCGC